AUGAAGCUGUCUCUUCUCAUGACAGCUGCAACUUACGCCGCAGCUGUGCAGAGCGCAAUCACUUGGAGCCUCGAGAAGGCCGCAAGCCCUACGGCGGAUCAGACAGACGCCUAUAACAAAAUCGAAGCUGCAAUGCGUCUUGCUGUUGCCCGUCAUUCUCGCCUCGGAAGCGCAACAAAGAACUUGCGCGUUUACUAUACUCCUGGCGUACCAACUGCGGAGGCAAAUUACAACGGCGACGUCAGAUUUGGCUCAAACCGAGCAUAUAUGAAUGAGAGAACGGCCCUUCAUGAGGUCUCUCAUACUCUGGGAGUUGGUCAAACUGCUGCGUUCGAUCGGAAGUGCGCUGCUGGAGAUUGGGCCACUGCGCUGCCAUUACUACGGUCGUGGGAUGGCUCAGGAGCAGUUAUCAACUGUGGUGGUUCGCACAUUUGGCCUUAUGGGCUGAACUACGAUACUGAGUGGAGUGAGACAAACGCCAACCGCCAUGUCCAACUCAUAAAUGCUAUGAUACGGGAUGGCAUGUAG
Colletotrichum abscissum is the source of this 528-nucleotide messenger RNA. Its product is annotated as ricin B lectin. The coding region runs from base 1 to 528 and encodes 175 amino acids. The record is from RefSeq and is a predicted model, not a curated record. The transcript has a single exon. NCBI's taxonomy places the organism in Eukaryota, Fungi, Ascomycota, Sordariomycetes, Glomerellales, Glomerellaceae.